AUGGCCUCCGCCGACGCCAUCGAGGCCACCAAAACCAUGCAGCAGCCCCAUCUGCAGCUAGCCGCCAAGAAGAAACGCCUUCAACUCUACUACGAGAUCGUCCUCAACGUCAUGGAUUCCCUCAUCGACAAGGCCGACGAUCCGAACGUCAGCAUCAGAUGGUGGGUCGAGUACAAGUACGAACCCGCUACCAAGCUCUCCGUCGAGAUGGACGACGCGGGCAUGAAGCCUCUCAAGAAGCGCUUCAACAACAUUCGCGCCAUCUCCCAAGUUGACAGCAGAAUCCGCCGUCUUGUCCACCGAAGAUUCCCUCGCGUCCCCCUGCGAGAGGGUAUGGUCCAAGGGAAGCCGCUCGCCCCCAUCCGAGCUUGGAUUCGGGCUGAUAACGACCUUUUCAUCCCCUCGUUCCUCACCGACCUCGGACAGAAUGGGAUCGCCUUCCAUCAAUCCCUCACCAUGCCUACCCCAACAGGCUUUGAGUUCAUCCAGCACAUUGAGCAGAUCUUUCUCAUUGGCCUUGCUCUUAUCUCAGACCGCACCCUUCAGGGCAUUUACCGCCUGCCUAAUCUGAAGGCUGUCACAGUUGACUGCUUGGAUUUAAUGCCAAAAGGCUUUGUCAUGCAUCCAGGAAAGCUCAACAUUGACGGAGACGCCUUUCCUUUGCUUGCAGAGUGGCACAAGUCUUCACAAGCCUUCAAUGAAAUAUGGACUCCAUUCUUCCACUGCGGAGUCCACCUCUAUGCUUGCAUACGUGGUGCAAAGAAGAAUCCUGUUGCUGAGCUGUUUCCUACUCGCAAAGGCAUUCGCUUGCAAUGCUUGCACCCAAACUGCACCUGCUGCAACUACAACAACCCCACAAGCAGCACCACUUCCCAAGGUUAA
Molecule: messenger RNA, 882 nt
Organism: Colletotrichum higginsianum IMI 349063
Lineage: Eukaryota; Fungi; Ascomycota; Sordariomycetes; Glomerellales; Glomerellaceae
Exons: 1
Coding region: 1-882 (293 amino acids)
Source: RefSeq, a predicted model, not a curated record